Molecule: messenger RNA, 6210 nt
Organism: Trichechus manatus latirostris (Florida manatee)
Lineage: Eukaryota; Metazoa; Chordata; Mammalia; Sirenia; Trichechidae
Gene: PTGFRN
Product: prostaglandin F2 receptor inhibitor
Exons: 9
Coding region: 33-2672 (879 amino acids)
Cellular component (GO): membrane
Source: RefSeq, a predicted model, not a curated record
AGGAGGGGGAGAGUCGCUCCCGUCCGGCGAGCAUGGGGCGCCUGGCGCCGAGGCCGCUGCUGCUGGCGCUCCUGGCGCUGGCUCUUUGUCGAGGGCGUGUGGUGAGAGUCCCUACAGGGAGCCUUGUCCGGGUGGUGGGAACUGAACUAGUCAUCCCCUGCAAUGUCAGCGACUAUGAUGGCCCCAGCGAGCAGAACUUUGACUGGAGCUUCUCGUCCUUGGGGAGCAGCUUCGUGGAGCUCGCGAGCACCUGGGAGGCGGGCUUCCCAGCCCAGCUGUACCGGGAGCGGCUGCAGAGGGGUGAGAUCCUGUUGAGGCGGACAGCCAAUGAUGCCGUGGAGCUCCACAUAAGGAAUGUCCAGCCCUCAGAUGAAGGCCGCUACAAGUGUUCAACUCCCAGCACAGAUGCCACCGUCCAGGGCAACUAUGAGGACACAGUCCAGGUUAAAGUGUUGGCUGACGCUCUGCACGUGAGCGCCAGCCCGCAGCCCUCCCCAGCCCUGAGCCUGCGGGAGGGCGAGCCCUUUGAGCUACGCUGUGCAGCCUCCACCGCCUCGCAGCUGCACACGCACCUCUCGGUGCUGUGGGAGGUGCACCGCGCCUCCGCCCGGCGGAGUAUCCUUGCCCUGACCCAUGAGAGGAGGUUCCGGCCUGGCCUGGGGUUCGAGCAGCGCUACAAUAGCGGAGACGUGCGCCUGGACACGGUGGGGAGUGAUGUUUACCGCCUCUCUGUAUCCCGGGCUGUGUCUGCAGACCAGGGUUUGUACAAGUGUGUUGUCAGUGAGUGGAUCGGAGAGCAGAGUACCUGGCAAGAAAUUCAAGAAAAAACAGUAGAUGUCGCCACUGUGGUGAUCCAGCCAACAGUUCUAAGAAUAGCCGUAGCCAGGAACAUGUCUGUGGCUGAAGGAAAGGAACUGGACCUGUCCUGCAACAUCACAACAGACCGAAUGGAUGACAUCCGGCCCGAGGUGACGUGGUACUUCAGCAGGACACCAGACAGCACUUUGCCUGGCUCCCACGUGUUGGCACGAAUGGACCGUGGUUCCCUGGUGCACAGCUCUCCUCACAUUGCUUUGAGUCACGUGGAUGCACGCUUCUACCAUUUACUGGUCCGGGAUGUUAGCAAAGAAAACUCCGGCUAUUAUUUCUGCCACGUGGCACUCUGGGUACCCGGACACAACAGGAGCUGGCACAAGGUGGCUGAGGCCAUGUCUGCCCCUGCUGGUGUGGAUGUGACCUGGCUAGAGCCAGACUAUCAGGUGUAUCUGAAUGCUUCCAAGGUCCCUGCAUUUUCAGAUGACCCCACAGAGCUAGAAUGCCGGAUUGUGGACAUGAAGCACUCGGAGGCGAAUGUCCAUUUCACGGUCUCUUGGUACUUCAGGAUGAACCUGCGCAGCAACGAUGUGGUCACCAGCGAGCUUCUCGCGGUCAUGAACGGGGACUGGACGCUGAAGUAUGGAGAGAGGAGCAAGCAGCGGGCCCAGAACGGAGAGUUAAUUUUUUCUAAGGAGCAUACAGACACGUUCAGUUUCCGAAUCCAAAGGACUACAGAGGAAGACAGAGGCAAUUAUUACUGUGUUGUGUCUGCCUGGACCAAACAUCGGAAUAACAGCUGGGUAAAAAGCAAGGAUGUUCUCUCCAAACCUGUCAACAUUUUCUGGGCAUCAGAAGACUCUGUGCUCGUGGUGAAGGCAAGGCAGCCAAAGCCUUUCUUUGCUGCAGGAAAUACAUUUGAGAUGACUUGCAAAGUGUCUUCCAAGAAUAUUAAGUCGCCACGCUACUCUGUUCUCAUCACUGCUGAGAAGCCCAUGGGGGACCUCUCCAGCCCUAAUGAAACCAAGUACAUCAUCUCCCUGGACCAGGAUUCUGUGGUAAAGCUGGAAAAUUGGACAGAUGCUUCGCGGGUGGAUGGCGUCGUGCUAGAGAAAGUGCAGGAAGAUGAGUUUCGCUAUCGAAUGUACCAGACUCAGGUGUCAGAUGCAGGGCUGUACCGCUGCGUGGUGACAGCCUGGUCUCCUGUUGGGGGCAGCUUGUGGCGAGAAGCAGCAACCAGUCUCUCGAAUCCUAUUGAAAUAGACUUCCAAACCUCAGGUCCUGUAUUUAAUGCCUCUGUGCAUUCGGCCACACCAUCGGUCAUCCGGGGAGAUCUGAUCAAACUGUUCUGUAUCAUCACCACUGAAGGAGCAGCACUGGAUCCAGAUGACAUGGCCUUUGAUGUGUCCUGGUUUGUGGUGCACUCCUUCGUCCUGGACAAGGCUCCUGUUUUCCUGUCUUCCCUGGACCGGAAGGGGAUUGUGAACACUGCUGAGAGGGACUGGAAGAGCGACCUCAGCCUGGAGCGGGUGGGUGUGCUGGAAUUCCUGCUGCAAGUGCAUGGCUCUGAGGACCAAGACUUUGGCAACUACUAUUGUUCCGUGACUCCAUGGGUGAAGUCACCAACAGGUUCCUGGCAGAAGGAGGCAGAGAUUCACUCCAAGCCCAUCUUUAUAACUGUGAAGAUGGAUGUGUUGAACGCCUUCAAGUACCCCCUGCUGAUCGGCAUCGGUCUGUCCACUAUCAUCGGGCUCCUGUCUUGCCUCAUCGGCUACUGCAGCUCCCACUGGUGUUGUAAGAAGGAGGUCCAGGAGACGAGGCGCGAGCGCCGCCGUCUCAUGUCAAUGGAGAUGGACUAGGCUGGCGCCUGCGAACGGGAAUAAGCAAGGGACGGGACGUUCUAGGAGCAAUUUGGGCGAGAAGAGGACAGUGAUAUUUUAAAGUGAAGUGUGUUACAUUCAAAACCAGUCCUCUCUAAUCUCAGGUGGGACUUGGCGCUCUCUCUUUUCUGCAUGUCAAGUACUGAGCGCGGACAUGUUUACCAGCACACAGCUCUUCUUCCCACGGCACUUUCUUAUAUAACAGUUGAGUGUGUGUUUUCCCAGCUGCGGCUUUUUAAUGGUUAACCUUUGUCUAAUUUUUUUCUCCUACUGGUUUAUAGAUCCUCUGACUUCUGCGUGUUUAUAUCUUUGUGUUGCGAGGGGUUGUGGUGAGGGAGGGGUGACGGCAUUCAGAGUUCUUGGUCUGGAGUGAGAACUGGGGACGCCACCUGCUCAGAGAGAGCUGCUAGAUGCGACCCUCUACCUGGGCUUAGAGACAACCCAGACCUACGUUGAAAGCUAGUUUGUGGCUUAUACAACCCUGCCCCGCCCCUAUUUUCAGGGGUUUAGACUAUAUUUGAAAUCUAAACAUGCAGUAUGUAACUUCUUAUUGAGCCCAAAUGCAUUUACUUUGCUCCUCUGCCCCCUUCCUGUUUCUUUUGUAUUUGUUUUAUGCGAGAGUGCUGAAAUGGCGGCCCUGGAAUCUAGAAUCUGGCUCUCCACCGAGCACCUUAUCUUGCCACCUUAGCCUUAAGAAUGAAUACGAAGAAAAAUACACAGCCACCUCUGUCCAGGGUAGUGAGAAGUUCUGCAAGGAGGAGGAGGUUGGGGACCAGGAAAGGAACAGACAUUCACUCCCAUAGUUCUGAGGUUCCUGUGCCUCAGGGGCCCCCAGGGAACGCAGAAGAGGGAUCCUGGGAAGUUAGAUUUUUGCAGCUCAUGCAGUGGUGUUGGGGGCAUGUUAGGGUGAAGAUACCAACCAACUCCGUUCCCCUCUUCUGCCCUUUCUGGGAGGCAAAGACAUAGAUCAUCAAGGGACUUCCAGGAGCUCCCACAGAUACCCACCGUCCUUUCUGUGCUGCUUGGGCUCCUUAACAUGAAGGCAAAUUGCUGCUUGCAAGACUGACUUUAAGGAAUCAGAAAUUGCAUAGAAGAACCACACAUUUCCUAUGACCUUUUCAGUCCUUCAAGUCUUUUUAAGACACCCUGCAGGGGAUUAGUGAGAAAGGGUGUAUUUUGUGAUAUGUUGGCUUUCCUAUUAGGAACAUGAAUGAAACCUAGCAGUUUAUUGUCAUAUGAACAGCCUACAAAGUCAGUUUGAGAGCAAUAUGUUCUACCCGACUGCUCCUAUCAGGGAUAGGACAGUGAGCAGAAGGAGCUCUUACAUGUCCCCGGCUUUAAAAGUGGUCCCCCUGCACAGCGCUGGCUUUUGGGAAGCAUCCCAGUGGGGUUUUCUGAGACUCGCUGGUGACUCGUGCCCUACAUUUCAGUCCUCUGUGCUUUGAUCCUGGCUGUGAAGGAUCUAACACUGCUCUGUCUUCCAAAGGGGAAAAAGAUUCGUUGGUUAUGAGCAAUAAAAUAAUGCAAAAUGAUGGCCAUUCACAUGCGGCUCUUUGUCACAUUGGCCACAUGAGCCUCACUCCCCUGGUUCACCAUCCUCCCCUCUGCUCUCCUCACUCUGCUGCCCACAGUCAGUUCUGCACGUAUCACCGAGUCACCUUUGUAAGGCAGAUUGCCGCUGAGUUUUCUCUUUUGGUGUUGCCCACUGUGGCGACCACUCACGUAGAAAUUCUAGAUUCUGUGCUAACAAUAGCAGUGCCAGUGAAUUCCAGGUCCGGAGUCUGUGAUGGGGAAAUGGGCAGCAGAUGUGCCUCACCAGAGGGAGAGUGAGUAGAGGAAGAGGAGGAGGUAGGUCCUAGUAGUACUGGAUUUUGAUAUUUCCCACACAUCAUUUCCUGACUGCUAAUUCAGAGGAGAUGGGUCACAGAUUAUUGCACAAAUGGGAGUUAAAGUGAGAACAAACGUAAACAAGUGCUGGCUUAGUAACAACCAGUGCAUCUUAUUAAAAGAAGAUUCAGGAUCGUUGUGGUGCAGGCCCUUUAUAGCAGAAGAAAACGGUACUUAGCUUUGGACAGGACCAGGUGGCCCCAACUGUAGGUAACACCAUGGACUGGGUUAUACCAGACAUUCGGUGGUGGUAAAAGUGAUGUGCUCACAUGGUGUACCUUUUCCUUUUAAACUGAUACUGCAGUUCAGAGCUGGAAUUAGGGCAGUGAUCCCCACCCCAACCCACUCCCCAUCCCACUGUAGGUCCACUGGGCCGAGCAAACUGCCAGUCACCUGGAGAUAGGGAGAGAUAUCCCAGGGCGUUGCACCCAGAGUCUGGUUCUUUACAGGGAAAUCAAUUUGCCUGGAAUGUGUGUCUUUUUAAACUGUGAGAUACACCCUUUUGCUGUACCAAAUAGGGAUCCCCACAGUGCUCUUCUGGAUGGUCAUUGUGCCAGAAGCACUGGUGGGAAGGAAAGAAGGGCCCCGCCAUGAUUCACCUGGAUGAAAUUGCACUUCUUAGCAAAACAAAAAUAAACAUUUGGGUUUUUUUUUCCCCCCAAACAUAAAAAUCAUCCCCAGAAAGAGCCUAAGCUAUGUUCACGUAGAAGCCUCAAAAUUACUUUAAAUUGUUUACUUUAUGAUGUUUACAUACACUUCACUUUUCUAAAAAAAAGGAAAAUGUAAACUGCCUUUUUUUUUAAACGACUUUUCAGAUUUUUUUGUAGGAUGGUGGGACUCUGACUCACCAACUGGAUUUAAAUCUUAAUUUAGAAGCUUAUUGAAAUACGUGUGCUUUUCUCCCUCCUCCCCACCCGCUUUUUCUAUAAUCCUGGUCAAGGAGGCCCCCUGCCCAGACCCCUGUCUGUUUUCCUUUGUGGCUCUUGCUUCUUGCUUUGCAGACUGCCUGCAGCCAUGAUUUCUGUCACUGACAUCUGUGAGCCAAAGACUGAGCCUUUCUGGCAAGGAUACUAAGCAAUACUCCACAACUUGCUACUUUCAGAAAAUUUUUUUUUUAAGCUUCACUGAUGACAACAGAGGAAGAAGGGAACUAGGAUUUGGGUAAGUUCUCCUCCACUGUUUGACCAAAUUCUCAGAAAUGAAUAUGGCGUGCAGAUCACUAGGAGAAAAAAAGUUGACUUUCUUCCUUUUUUAGCGUGGCACAUACGGAUCUGCAGAAUUUUACGUAGACAAAAGAAAAGGUCUUGUGUAUUUUUGUCUAUAGCCAAUGUUAUAUGAACUAAUUGUAUUGUUUUAUACUGUGACCACGAAUAUUAUGCAAUGCACCAUUUGUUUUUUAUUUCAUUAAAGGAAGUUUAAUUUAAAUUUCAUGAGGGUCAGUGGCUGAAUUUUGGUUGCAGCUUAAGCACCUUCUGAUCUCUCUGAAUCCAGUAAAACCACUAAAGAUAAGAGAAGAAAUGAAUUUAAUGGGGAUCGAGGUUAAGAUUCCCACCAAACAGAAAGAUGAGGUCUAGGAUCCUGUUGCUUCUGGAAGGUGUUGCAUUCUUUUGCUGAAUUCUCAUGACCUUAU